Molecule: messenger RNA, 606 nt
Organism: Ascoidea rubescens DSM 1968
Lineage: Eukaryota; Fungi; Ascomycota; Saccharomycetes; Ascoideales; Ascoideaceae
Gene: RPA12
Product: DNA-directed RNA polymerase I core subunit RPA12
Exons: 2
Coding region: 4-372 (122 amino acids)
Biological process (GO): DNA-templated transcription; termination of RNA polymerase I transcription
Cellular component (GO): RNA polymerase I complex
Molecular function (GO): nucleic acid binding; zinc ion binding; DNA-directed RNA polymerase activity
Source: RefSeq, a predicted model, not a curated record
CCCAUGUCUAUCGUUGGCAGUUUGAUCUUCUGUGUCGAUUGUGGCAACCUCUUGGACUCUGUGGUCUCCCGCAGAACCCUCGACUGCGAAAUAUGCUCCAGGUCCUAUCCUUCUUCUCAAUUCGAAAAUCUAAGAGUCGUCACAACCUCCUCAGAUGACGCCUUUCCUUCUGCCUUACGGCUCAAGCGUUCUGCUGUUAAAACCACAAUGUCUGGCGACGGAAAUGAAGGUGCGCUCAUUGAAGAAAUAUGUCCCAAAUGUGGUCAUAAUGAAGCUUCCUACCAUACUCUCCAAUUGCGUUCUGCUGAUGAAGGUGCUACUGUUUUCUACACAUGCACUAAAUGCCAUCACAAGUACAGAGAGAAUAAUUGAUACUUUUCCAAUCUCAUCUCAUCUCGCCUCACCUCAUUUCACUUCCAAAACUCAGUUUCGCGCUUUUCAUCAUUCUUUUGUACUCUUAUCUAUAUUCAGCUUUACCCAUUAUUUUAUCUCAAUUUCAAACCUACAAUGAAUGAUUGGAUUAAAAAACAAAAGAAAAAAAAAAUCUAUGAAAAACUAUGAAAAACUAUGAAAAACUAUGAAAAACUAUGGAAAAUUAUAGAAAAU